GAGCAUUUUGCUGAGGCUGCCUGUAGCAUUCAGGGUGCAGGCUUAAGGAAAGAUGGCGAAUUUCAAAGGUCAUGCCCUUCCGGGCAGCUUUUUCCUUGUCUUUGGCUUAUGGUGGUCUGUGAAGUACCCACUUAGAUACCUAAACCGUAAAGUAAAAGGAAACUGUAGGUCCAACAAGUGCUAUGACCGUCUGGAGCUUAUUGAAGGGAUACUUAAAGCACUCUUUUCAUUAAUAGGGAUACUGGCAGAGCAGUUUGUUCCUGAUGGGCCUCAUAUGCACCUUGUUAAUGGCGAGGACCACAGCUGGGUGAAGCUAAUGAACUGGCAGCAUACAACUAUGUACCUCUUUUAUGGAAUCUCAGGAGUUGUAGAUAUCUUGACUUAUUUUCCCUUAAACUUGCCACGGGGCCUUGAUCGUCUCAGUUUGGGCAUAGCUGUGAUUGUGGAAGGUCUUCUGUUCUACUAUCACGUCCAUAAUCGGCCAGCACUUGACCAGCACAUUCAUUCUUUGCUACUCAUCGCUGUAUUUGGAUGUGCUAUAAGUAUUAUGAUAGAAGUGUUUAUGAGAAAUGACAUUGUUUUGGAGUUAUUCCGGGCCAGUCUCUCUAUUCUUCAGGGAACAUGGUUCUGGCAGAUUGGGUUUGUGCUAUACCCACUUGGAGGAGCACCGGAGUGGAACCAGACCGACCACGAUAACGUUAUGUUUAUCACCAUGUGCUUCUGCUGGCAUUAUGCUGUGGCCUUGCUUAUCAUGGCUAUCAACUAUUCUCUGGUCUAUUAUUGUGUAAAUAGGCACAAGAAGCUGCCUGUCAUUGUGGAUAACGGCCUUAUAAAAAUAAAUUCUAAGAAGGCUGAAGUGGAAGCCUCUCUUCUAGCCGGCUCAGAUGAAGAAUGAAACUUAACAACAAUGAACUGACUAAAGAGAUGUGUCUAAAUAAUGGGGGUUCCCAAAGUUACAAAGUAUUGACAGAGGAAAACUCCAUUGACUCUGUGGGAAUCAUUUGUGAUGCCAUCUCUGCUGCAGCUUGUAAAUAUUUCUAGACCUGUGAAGUUUCCAUAUAUACAUUUUUGGACUAAGAACUAAAACAUAUGCUUUUGAUAUAAUAAAGAUACUAUUACACUUCAUUAA
This is a messenger RNA of Xenopus laevis (African clawed frog), 1129 nucleotides long. It is a transcript of the gene tmem45b.S, whose product is annotated as transmembrane protein 45B S homeolog. The record is from RefSeq and is marked provisional. Lineage: Eukaryota; Metazoa; Chordata; Amphibia; Anura; Pipidae. Gene Ontology annotation, cellular component: lysosomal membrane; endosome membrane; Golgi apparatus.